AUGUCCUUUCAUCUGAUGUCCCCAGAUGCUGACACUUUCUCGACUCCUCCAACAUCCCCGUUCGAUCCUUCAAUCCGACCUUCGCUCUCGAAAAAGAGCAGCAGGCCUUCAUCCUUACAUCUAGACUCGACUCGCACGAUAUGGCCAAAUAAUAUUGUUCUAGAGACAUCUGCAUCAGGUGCUACAAAUGGUCAUCUAUUGACCGGCAAUGAAACAAUGACGCCAACUUCAACCGCUCCUUCUUCCUCCAGUAUGGAUACUCAAUCGACCUCCAGCAGCAAUGGCAUCCCUCGGCAGCCAAUGCAUUCUCCGUGUUUCGUUCACUCUCACCUCGACAAAGGUGCUUCUCUCACCGAGUGGCUGCGAAAUAAGCAAACCGCCCUUAUCCCAGAAGUCGGCGUCGCUCAUUCUCUCCAGCGUAAUGGAAUCAACGGCAGCAGCGAUAGUGACCACCGAAUAUCACCGCUUGGUUCAAGCCCGGGUUCUGUUAUCAGCAGUAGCAACGACGAGGUCGACGAAUAUGGUGCUAGUCUAACCAAACAGCUUGCAGAGACCGCCGUCGGUGUCCGCGAGAUGAGCAAGCAGCUUGGUCGUGCUCGUGUCAGAUCAAAUAUUCAAAACGUUCUCAUCAUUACCAAAGCUAGGGACAAUCGUCUUAUCAAGCUCACUAGAGAGUUGGCCUUGUAUCUCAUGCUCAAGCCUCGGAAUGGCCAGCAACGCGGUCUCGUUGUAUACGUGGAUAAUCAACUACGGCAUUCCCGACGAUUUGACGCAGAGGGCAUCGAACGCGACUAUCCAGAGCUCUUCGUUCCAUUCCCCCGUCGCCGUACUUCCAGCAGCACAUCGUUAUCAUCUCUCGCCUCCGCAUCUCUUCCUAAAGAAGAAUUGUAUCUUCAAGAAGAAGGACAGCUACGUUACUGGACGAGCCAUAUGUGCAGCCAUAGUCCCCAUCUCUUCGAUUUCGUCGUCACGCUCGGUGGUGAUGGAACAGUACUCUUUACCUCAUGGCUCUUCCAACGAAUUGUCCCACCCGUCCUCCCAUUUGCUCUCGGUUCACUGGGAUUCCUUACCAACUUUGAUUUUGCCGACCACCAGGCUGUCAUGGAUUCUGCUAUCGACUCCGGUAUACGCGUCAAUUUGCGAAUGCGUUUCACUUGCACGGUGUACCGCGCUGUCACCAAUGGGAGCAAAUGCCGAAAAGCUGUGAAGAAGGGGGAAACAGGAGAGAUCAUGAUGAGGAAACUCGAGAAAGAUGGUUGGGAAGCCGUUGAAGGCAGCUGGAGUGGCGGCAUCGCAUAUAAUGAAGGCUGCAAGAACCCAAAGGACAAGGAGAUAAUGUGUUUUACGACACGGCCUGUGGAAACUUUUGAAGUGCUCAAUGAUCUCGUGGUUGAUCGAGGUCCCAGUCCUUUUGUCAGUCUUCUGGAGCUCUUUGGUGAUGAGCACCAUAUGACGACGGUUCAAGCGGAUGGCCUUACUGUAUCAACUCCAACAGGAUCAACGGCGUACUCGUUAUCCGCCGGAGGCUCUCUUGUUCACCCAGAGAUACCUGCUAUACUCAUUACACCCAUAUGUCCCCACACACUCUCCUUCAGACCCAUGCUUCUUCCGGAUAGUAUGGAGUUACGAAUAUGUGUUCCUUUCAAUUCUCGAAGCACCGCGUGGGCCUCUUUCGAUGGUCGAGGACGGGUCGAGCUGAAGCAGGGAGAUCAUAUCAAAGUGACUGCAUCGAAAUAUCCCUUCCCGACUGUGUGUGCUGACAAACAGUCAACUGACUGGUUCCAUGCCAUCUCUCGCACACUCAAAUGGAACGAACGAGAACGGCAAAAAUCGUUUGUAAUGGUAGAAGAAGGUCCAACAAAGCCGACGAAGCGGAACAAACUCAAGAACGGUUCUUCAGAGGUUUCUGGAACUGUUACUCCGGAAGUCGUGGAAGAAGAGACUGUGGAAGACGAGGAAGAGGAUGAGGUGUCUGAUGAAGAGCGCGAUGAUGGAAAAUUCGAUAUAGACGAUUCCUCCCCCGAAGCAGCCAUGGCUAAAGCACCGAAGCUCGCGCGAUCAAAUACAGAGACGAUUGGCCAAGAAAAAGUGCAGGAAAUAAUUGCCGAGGACCGACUUCACAAAGCUCUCCCCCGACCUGCUGUUUCGGUAUUAGAAUCUAAACGUCGGAAAUCACGGUCACGUUCGCGUUCCCGACCGGGCUAUCAGUCUGGUGUACAGACACCCGGUCGAUACGCAGGUCCUGAGUCUCACCCUCCCAUCAUUUCUCCUCGCCGGGUAGAGUUUAGCAUUCAUGGGCCUGUAUCACCCACGGAUUCUACAGAUUCAGGACCGUCAGACUCAGGACAUCGUGGCGCAAGAGACGAUAUACAUUCUUCAGGGAAGUCGAGUGGGAAGAGCAGGAUACCCAAGGAUAGAGAUUUGGACGCCGACGCUGUACAGACACCUACUGUUGGAAAUUCGCUUUAUCAUCGCGGGCAUUCACGCUCACGGUCUCGAGACGCUUCGGGGCAUCGAGCAUUUGCUGUUUGGGGACAAGAUGAGAGUGAUAGCACUACCAGUGAUAGUGACACCUAGGCCAUUCGUAUAAUCAUUAAAUGCAUCAUACAUCUUAUGCUUUUAGAAUGCUGCUGUUGUUACGAGUCCUAUGUAUGAGGAAUUCAAGCUGAGAGCAAGGGUGCUCGGGAAUGUCGGCCCGGAACAUCCGGUAGGGUGGUUGGUUGUCCCCGGAGGGGGGAAAAAAUUUCUGUGUAUAAACCUUUAGGUGCUCUUAGAGCCUAAAAAAUAUAUAUUUUAUAUAUAUCUGUAUUCAUCCUUGU
Desarmillaria tabescens is the source of this 2819-nucleotide messenger RNA. RefSeq lists its product as uncharacterized. The record is from RefSeq and is a predicted model, not a curated record. Gene Ontology annotation, molecular function: NAD+ kinase activity. Gene Ontology annotation, biological process: NADP+ biosynthetic process; NAD+ metabolic process. NCBI's taxonomy places the organism in Eukaryota, Fungi, Basidiomycota, Agaricomycetes, Agaricales, Physalacriaceae. The transcript has 7 exons. Bases 1 to 2577 code for a protein of 858 amino acids.